Molecule: messenger RNA, 1332 nt
Organism: Thlaspi arvense
Lineage: Eukaryota; Viridiplantae; Streptophyta; Magnoliopsida; Brassicales; Brassicaceae
Source: the annotation of a GenBank genome assembly
AUGCCGACGGAUUCGAGAAUGCCCAAGUUUCUUCAAUCCUAUGGAUAUGAUUUGAUUCUGGGAUCUGUAGCUGCAAUUUAUGUGGUCAUGGCACCAUAUACUAAGGUGGAAGAGAGCUUCAACGUACAGUCAAUGCACGACAUCCUUUACCAUCGUCACCAUUUGAGCUCUUAUGAUCAUUUGGAGUUCCCCGGUGUUGUCCCUCGAACUUUUAUUGGAGCCUUUAUAGUCUCUUUUAUCGCAUCACCCGUUGUAUCAGUCAUCAGCUGGCUUGGCUUCCCCAAGAUCUGUAGUCUCGUUGCAGUUAAUCUCGCAUAUGGUAACUGGUUAAAGGGAAACUUUUAUUCUGCUUUGAGCUUCCUGAUUUUUGCCACUGUAAUCUUCAGAUGUGAUGUGAUGUUACUUCUUGGGCCCAUCGGUAUUGAACUUUUAUUGACCAAAUCGAUCUCCUUCUGGAAAGCACUUAAGUACUGUGUUGGAACCGCUGUGGUGGCUGUAGGUCUUACAAUCUCCGUUGACUCUAUCAUGUGGAAGAAGUUUGUCUGGCCAGAAUUUGAAGUUUUCUGGUUUAACUCCAUUCUGAACCGGAGUUCUGACUGGGGUUUGCUGAAUCAGACACAUUCCGUUCAUUGGUACUUCACCUCAGCACUCCCACGGUCUUUACUUGUAGCUUACCCUCUUUCCCUGCUCGGUACCUUACUUGACAGGAGGGUUCCAUUUCUUAUUCUUCCAGUUUUAUCCUUUGUUAUGCUCUACUCUAAACUUCCGCACAAGGAACUCCGCUUUAUUAUUAGUUCAGUGCCAAUGCUCAACUUAUCUGCUGCAGUAGCUGCUAGCAGAAUCUACAAUAACAGGAAGAAAACUAUCUGGAAACUGGUGAACAUGGUUAUGCUAGCAUUAUUUGCAAUCAGUGCAGGGUGCACGGUUGUAACAUUCAUGGCAUCUUACAACAACUAUCCCAGCGGCCAUGCUCUUAAGCGCUUGCAUCAGAUGAGCCAUCCUGCAAAUGUAGCGGGAGAAGAGUGGGUUCACAUAGACACUUUUGGUGCUAUGAAUGGAAUAUCUCGCUUUUGUGAAGAUGCUUUUCCUUGGAGAUACUCAAAAGAAGAAGAGAUAGUGGUGGAGGAGUUGCAAAACCGGAAUUUCACGUACCUUGUGAACGAGCACCCCGCUGUAGAUGGAUACAAGUGCUUAUUUUCAGAAGAAGGCUUCGACAGACUCAAACUGCGGCGAGGCUUCCCUCCCAUUGUUCUGGUAAAAAGAGCUAAAGUAUACGUGCACCGGAAUAUUAAGAAGGAAGAUCAUUUGCGUAAGAAAUGGCCAGGAUGUUAG